Urocitellus parryii (Arctic ground squirrel) is the source of this 2274-nucleotide messenger RNA. RefSeq names its product ARF like GTPase 13B (gene Arl13b). Gene Ontology annotation, biological process: receptor localization to non-motile cilium; non-motile cilium assembly. NCBI's taxonomy places the organism in Eukaryota, Metazoa, Chordata, Mammalia, Rodentia, Sciuridae. Gene Ontology annotation, molecular function: GTPase activity; GTP binding. The record is from RefSeq and is a predicted model, not a curated record. Gene Ontology annotation, cellular component: ciliary membrane; non-motile cilium; motile cilium.
GUAGACGCGGGGUUUUCUCUGGUCAGGUCCCGCUAACCCUGCUCCGCUGUGUCUUUGGUACCGUUGUCCCUUGGGGAGGAGGGUUGUCGUUACCCGCUCGCGGGCGGACGCAGUUAGCGGGAUUUGGUGCUCUCACCGGUUGCGGUUGCCUCCCACCCAGCUUGUCCUCGGGGCCUAUCGUCUCCGGAGUCUCCCCGUAGAGGCGAGGGCCCCUGGGAUCGGUCCGCGAAAGCUAGGGGCCCAUCCUCGCUAGGAGUUCGAAUGGGAGGUGGCUGGAGGAGCUACCUGGGAUGUUCUGUCUGAUGGCCAAUUGCUGCAGUUGGUUCAAGCGGUGGCGGGAGCCUGUCAGAAAGGUGACUCUUGUGAUGGUGGGACUUGAUAAUGCUGGCAAAACAGCAACAGCAAAAGGAAUCCAAGGAGAACACCCUGAAGAUGUAGCUCCUACUGUUGGAUUUUCUAAAAUUGACCUUAGACAAGGAAAGUUUGAAGUCACCAUCUUUGACUUGGGAGGUGGCAAAAGAAUUCGGGGAAUUUGGAAGAAUUACUAUGCUGAAUCCUAUGGGGUAAUAUUCGUUGUGGAUUCCAGUGAUGAAGAGAGAAUGGAAGAGACAAAAGAGACAAUGUCAGAAGUGUUAAGACAUCCUAGGAUAUCUGGAAAGCCUGUAUUGGUGUUGGCAAAUAAACAGGACAAGGAAGGGGCUUUAGGAGAAGCUGAUGUGAUUGAAUGUCUCUCUCUGGAAAAACUGGUCAAUGAGCACAAGUGCCUUUGUCAGAUAGAACCUUGUUCAGCAGUCUUGGGAUAUGGAAAGAAAAUUGACAAGUCCAUUAAAAAAGGCCUUUAUUGGCUACUACAUAACAUUGCAAGAGACUUUGAUACCUUAAAUGAACGCAUCCAAAAAGACACAACAGAACAAAGAGCUCUUGAGGAACAAGAGAAACGAGAAAGGGCUGAGCGAGUUCGAAAAUUACGAGAAGAAAGAGAACAAAGAGAACGAGAGCAAUCUGAUGGAACCAGUGGUCUGGCUGAGUUGGACCCAGAACCAGUUACUGUUAACCCUUUCCAGCCAAUAGCAUCUGUAAUUAUUGAGAAUGAAAAAAAACUUGAAAAAGAGAAAAAGAAGCAAACGAUGGAGAAAGAGAGUGAUGGUUGUCUCCUGAAACAUAAAAUGGAGCAUGAGCAAGUACAGACAGAAAACCAGACUGGUGACAGUAGCCAAAAACACAGUGAACUUGAAAUAGUAGAAAAUUAUAAGGAGGCAUUAACACAGCAGUUGGAGAAUGAAGAUGAGGCAGAUCAUCCAUCAUCAGAAUCAGAUAACAGUAAAAAGAAAACUAAGAAACUGAGAAUGAAAAGGAGUCACCGGGUAGAACCAGUUAAUACCGAUGACUCUGCUCCUAAGAGUCCAACACCACCUCCUCCUCCCCCUCCUGUUGGCUGGGGAACCCCCAAAGUCACUAGACUUCCAAAACUUGAGCCUCUUGGUGAAACACGUCAUAAUGAUUUCUAUGGGAAGCCGCUGCCUCCGUUAACUGUACGACAGAGACCUAACGGUGAUGCUCAUGAUGUGAUCUCAUAACCAUGUCAUAUGGAUUGGUACUCUUACUAUCAGCAAAGUGAAAUGGACCUCUUCUCAGAAGAAAAAAAAAAAUCCUUUGAGCAUUGAUGACUGGGGCAAUAAAAUCAUAAUGAUUUUAGUGAGAUUAAUAGCCCAAGGACCUGAUCUGAUAAUUAACUUCUCCAUAUUCUUCAUGCAAAAUGACUAGUGGAUGGGAUGAACAACAUUUGGAGCAUGUUAACAAGAUUUAGUGUUGACUCCUUGGGUUUUAUAUCCUCACUCAUGGGCAAAUUCCUGAAGGAAAACUUCUUCAGAAAUAGAGCCAAUGGACUCUACAUACUUUAUUAUUUGUUUAAUAGUCCGUAUUUCUAUAUAUUAAACAUUUUUGUAAGAUACAUGGGCAUGGAAGGGAAACUCCUGGGAAUUUAUAAACUAAAUUUUUAACUUUUUGUAUUUUUCUAAAAUUUUUGUUUAAUUACUAUUAUCUUGAUUGUGCACUUUUCUACAGAUUUUUAAAAUUUGUUCGUAGAAGAUAAAAGUUAAAUUACUUGACAGACAUGAACUAUACAAACAAUAUAUUUAUAUGACUUAAAUUUUUGUAAUAGCAUUUUUCUAGCCUAUAAAUCCUAAUUUGACUUUAUUUUAAAAUAAUACCUACCUUUUUAAAAAGCAGAUAUCAGAUCUUUAUUCUACCAAAUUAUGUGAUUUGAAAGCAUUA